CUUUGUUUCAACUUACCAACAAUCUCAUCAUCAUUAACAAAACCAAAUUGCAAUUUCCUACCACUUUAUGGGGACCUCUUUCUUACUCCCUUUCCCACUCAAACUUUUAAUUACACUAAACAUCUUCUCCACCUUCACCUCAUGUACAACUUUAACCACUGAUCAAGAUGCUCUUCUUGCUUUCAAAAAUUCCACUAUAGACGCAAAUGGAGUCUUGACCAACAACUGGCUCACCAACACCUCCAUCUGUGAUUGGGCCGGGGUCUCGUGUGGCCUAAAACACCAGAGGGUCACAGCCCUCAACCUCUCCAACCUCGCCCUCCACGGAAACCUCUCCCCACAUAUUGGGAACCUAACAUUUCUCCAGUCCUUGGACAUCAGCUACAAUAACUUCACAGGUGUCUUACCAACUGAGCUGUCCAAACUACACCGUCUGAAGCAUGUAAACGCGGCAUCUAACAACUUCAGUGGAGAAAUACCAAGAGGUAUCCUCACAAACAUGUCUACAUUGGAAGCAAUAGAUCUGAGAUUUAACAAGCUAUCGGGCGAGCUCCCAAGUGAUAUAUGCAACAAUACUCCGAAAUUGAAUGGGUUAUAUCUCAAAGAUAAUCAAAUCUAUGGCAAAAUUCCAACGAGUAUAUAUAAGUGCAAAGAGAUGGAAGAGUUGAGCUUGUCAGGAAACCAAUUCAAUGGCAACAUACCUACUGAAAUUGGGAAUUUGAGCAUGCUUACUCUUUUAUAUAUACAUCAUAACGAUCUCCAAGGAAAUAUUCCAUCUUCUAUCUUCAACAUUUCCUCGUUGGAGUACAUAAACCUUGAAGGCAAUAGUCUCUCUGGAAGUAUACCCACAAAUUUGGCCAAUUUACUUAACCUCCAAGCGUUGUAUCUUAAUGACAACAACUUAACAGGUAGUAUACCAAUGGAGAUUGGACAUCUUGAGUUCUUGAGUUAUAUGUACCUUUAUCAAAACAAAUUGACAGGUUACAUACCAAGGCAAAUCGGGAAUCUCUCGUCACUAGUAGAGCUGGAUGUUGCUUUGAAUAAGUUGGAGGGUGAGUUGCCGGAAGAGCUUGGUAAUCUAGCAAACAUCGAGUUCUUAACAGCAUCCUUCAAUGAUUUGUUGUCCGGUCCCAUCCCCUCUUCCAUAUUCAACUUAUCAAAUUUGGUGAUACUCUCUCUUCAACAGAAUCAGUUUUCUGGUAGUCUUCCUUCAGACAUGGGGAUCUCACUUGUGAAGCUCCAACAACUUUAUUUAUUCUAUAACAGACUCACUGGCGAAAUUCCGGCCUCUAUCACCAAUGCUUCUCAGCUUACUGUUGUAGAAUUGAACAGAAACUCGUUCACUGGUCCCAUUCCCAAUUUUGGUGAUCUAAGACAGCUGAAAUCCCUUCGCCUUUGGGAAAAUAAUCUAACUGGAGUAGACUCUCCGAAUCAAGAAUUGGAAUUUCUCUCUUCAUUAACAAACUGCCGAAGUUUGCAGCACUUGGAAAUUACCAACAAUUCGAUGAUGAACGGUAUCCUUCCAGCUUCCAUUGGGAACUUAUCUGCUUCUCUCGUCAACUUUGAAGUAUCUAACUGCGGCAUCAGAGGUGUAAUUCCUCCUGAAAUUGGAAAUUUGAGGAGUUUGCGGAUUUUGGAUUUAUCCAUGAAUCAACUCACAGGAUUCAUCCCAGCACCAAUGGGAAAACUGAAUGCACUUGGAAUAUUUUAUCUUUUUGAUAACCAGCUACAAGGAAAUAUCCCUCGUCAUCUUUGCCAAAACAGUGCUUUGGUGGAUUUAGACUUGAGUGGUAAUAUGUUCACGGGUUCAAUACCUGAAUGUUUGGGUGGACUUAAAUCUCUUCAGACAAUCUCUUUUGCAUCUAACAAGCUCAAUUCCACACUUCCAUUCAAUUUUUUUAACCUUCAAAAGCUCAUAAGUCUAGACUUGUCCUCAAACUAUUUCAGUGGUCGAAUUCCUGAUCAAAUAGCAAAUUUGAAGGCUAUUGACACCCUAGACCUGUCUUUUAACAACUUUUUAGGAAACAUUCCAAACACACUUGUUGGUUGCCAAUCUCUUGAGUAUCUGCUUUUGGCAAAUAAUAUGUUGAAUGGUUCCAUUCCCUUGUCUUUGGGAGAGGUUAAAGGGUUGAGGGAGCUUGAUCUUUCUGGUAAUAAUCUCACUGGUUUGAUACCCAACCCUAUUGCAAAGCUCGCUCUCGAAUCUUUCAAUGUUUCGCACAACAAUUUGCAGGGAAAGAUUCCGGAAGGGGGUUGUUUCGUUAACUUCACUGCUGAAUCUUUUACUCAAAACCCUGAUCUAUGUGGUUCAAAGAAAUUCCAAGUGCCACCAUGUGGGAGUGGAAGGUCAAGAUCGGAAACAAUUGCUCUGAUAAUGAAGUAUGGUGUGCCUCCCUUCGUUGGAGCUUUGAUUUUGGUACUAAUCAUAAUUUUCCUCAUAAAGAGACGCAGACGGAAAAAUGUGCCAGCUCCUGACGUCUCAUCAGUGGGAGCUUCGUGGAAGAUCGUCUCAGAGAGGGAACUCAUGCAGGCGACAAGUUCUUUUAGUGAGAUGAACCUACUCGGAAAAGGGAGCUUUGGUUCAGUAUUCAAAGCAAUUCUUGCGGAUGACACAACUGUAGCAGUGAAAGUGUUCAACUUGGAAUUGGAAGGAGCGCUCAAGAGCUUCGACACAGAGAGUCGUAUACUUGGCACUAUUCGACACAGGAACUUGAUCAAGAUACUUGGUUGUUGCAGCCAUGAGCAGUUCAAGGCCUUGAUUCUGGCGUACAUGCCUAACGGGAGUCUGGAGAAAUGGCUGCAUUCUGAUGUAUAUGUUUUGGAUUUGGUGAAGAGGUUGAACAUAGCCAUAGACGUCGCGUCGGCCUUGGAGUAUCUUCAUCACAAUCACACUUUUACGGUUGUGCAUUGUGAUAUAAAGCCGAACAAUGUGUUGCUUGAUGAAGAUAUGACUGCGCAUGUUGGUGAUUUUGGCAUUUCGAAACUUUUUGAGGAUCGGGAAGCUGUGAUUCAUACUAUUACUAUGGCAACUAUCGGUUAUGCAGCACCAGAGUAUGGAUCAGAAGGAAUAGUAUCCACAAACGGGGAUGUAUAUAGUUUUGGGAUAUUGUUGUUGGAGAUUUUUACGAGUAAGAAGCCAACAGAUGAUAUGUUUAGAGGGGAAAUGGGCAUAAAGGAGUGGGUAGGCAAAGCAUUAGAAGAAAAUGGGAUAAGUGAAAUUGUCGCUUCUGGUUUGCUAUCAAGAGCAGAUCGGCAUUUCCCUGCAAACGAGCAAUGUGUGUCGUCUAUUUUUGAUUUGGCAAUGAAAUGUUUGGCCUUUUCGCCCGGGCAAAGGAUCAACAUGGUGCAAGCAGCAGCUGCAUUACAGAAGUUCAGAGCUGUAGUGGAAGCAGCCAACAAGAGACAAAGGAGAUCUUGAAAUAAACAGAGGAUAGAGUGCAUUCCUCUUAGGGCAUUCACAACAUAGCCAGCAUGGAUGGUUGCUAGCCGAGGCCCUACUGCAGAGUCGCCUCUAUCUGGGCUGCCGAGAUUUCAGCCCUAGCACGGUGAGUGGUCAGCCGGACUGCUCGGUUAUUUCAUUGCGCUACUGUGACCGCUGUGGUUAUCGGGAUGGAAUUUUUCUCCUUCCUUAACAUUUUUUUGAUUUUAUUAAUUUAAAACUAUUGGUUUCUCUCUGUUUUCUGAACUAUGUUGAGUUAAUUAUGUUGUGUGUAUAUUAAUUGAAUUUGUAUGCGGUGUU
This is a messenger RNA of Salvia hispanica, 3739 nucleotides long. NCBI's taxonomy places the organism in Eukaryota, Viridiplantae, Streptophyta, Magnoliopsida, Lamiales, Lamiaceae. The record is from RefSeq and is a predicted model, not a curated record.